AUGGCCGAACAAACCAGGAGCGAUGGCUUGAUUUUCUAUGUCAACGGGGAAAAGGUAAUUUAUGCAGAUGCACAGGGUACCGGCCACAUUGUUGAUGGCUACAGAACCUUCUGUGAGAGAUUGGCAGAGGUCAAGGACCAAACCACUCAGAGGUUUUGUGGGGAGAGAAUGACCUGGAUCAGCCCUGGAUCUCUAAAUGAGCUGCUCCAGCUGAAGGCUGAUUACCCACAAGCCCCUCUUGUCAGGGCAACACCAAAACAUAGGCCUAGAUAUGAAGUCAAGGGUAUCUUCCAUCCUGUAAUAAUAUCGCCAACACAAGUGUCAGAACUGUUCAAGGUUACUCAAAAACCAGAGGGUGUGUGUGUUGGAGCAGGAUGCAGUAUGUCGUUUCUGAAGAGUGUGUUGGAGAGAAGUAUAAAUGAUUUCCCACCAGAGAGCACGCACAUGUUUCGGGCUUUGCUGCAGAAGAUAAAAGCUUGUGGGCGGGACAACCGAUCCGAAAACGUGGCCUGGCUAUGGACGAAGGAGGAACGAGAUCGUCACCAUGCCUUCCGACACGCCCCACGUAGGGAGAGCGCACUAGCUACGGUGAAUGCUGGGAUGCGCGUUUGGUUCAACGAGAACUCAAAUGUAGUGAAGGAGAUCAGUAUUUAUUACGGAGGAGUGGGAGCCACCAUCCUCAGCGCUGACCGCGCAUGUCAACAGAUUGUAGGAAGGCCUUGGGAGGAGGGCAACAUUAAAGUGAUGUGUACAGCACGCUGGUUGAUGAGAUCAAACUUGGGCCGAUGUCACUCAGGUGGAUAUACCCCAAAAGAUGCAGAGUGCAAUUCAACCUCUCUUAAAAAAUAUACCAGCCCUGGCUACCAAGAGUUUCAGAAUGUCUUGGAGGGUCAGUCGGCUCAAGAUCCGGUGGGCCGACCCAUGAUGCACCGGACAGCUCUGAGUCAAGCCACAGGAGAGGCCGUAUACUGUGAUGACCUACCGCAAACUGACGGUGAACUUUUCCUCGUGAUCGUGACAAGCUCCAGGCCACACGCCAAGAUCACUCAUAUUGACUUCAGUGAAGCUCUAAAGCUGCCCGGUGUGGUGGACGUGAUCACUGCUAAAGACAUACCAGGCAAAAGGAUCAGAACCUUCACAGGAUAUGAUGAAGAACUGCUGGCUGAAGAUGAGGUGACUUGUGUUGGUCAGAUGGUUUGCGCUGUGGUUGCAGAAUCUAAAGCACACGCUAAACGUGGGGCAGCAGUGGUGAAGAUCAGCUAUGAAGAUCUGCAGGAUCGCAUUUUCACUGUGGAGGAGGCCAUCGAAAAAGAGUCUUUCUUCCUACCUAGGAGACAGAUUGAGCGAGGAGAUGUGGAAAAGGGUUUGAGAGAGGCUGAACAAGUGUAUGAAGGAGAGAUUCGGAUUGGAGGACAGGAACAUUUCUACUUGGAAACACAGAGUUUUCUGGUCAUUCAAAUUGGGGAAGAGAAGGAGAUGAAAGUUUAUUUGUCCACUCAGCACCCAGCAUUUACACAAGAGGCAGUAGCUGAGACGCUGGGAAUCCCGUCCAAUCGUGUUUCUUGUCACGUUAAGCGACUGGGCGGAGCCUUUGGAGGCAAGGUCACCAAAACUGCCAUUUUGGCUUCCAUCACUGCUGUUGCUGCUUCGAAGACUGGAAGGCCUGUGCGAUGUGUUUUGGAGAGAGGAGAGGACAUGUUAAUUACCGGAGGACGCCACCCGGUGUGGGGAAUAUAUAAGGUAGGCUUUAUGAAGGACGGGAGGAUAACAGCAGCUGAUUUCCAGUACUAUGCCAAUGCUGGAAACGUAGUAGAUGAAUCCGUACUGGUGGCAGAGAAGAUCCUCCUGCAUCUUGAUAACGCCUAUAACAUUCCUAACCUGCGUGGCCGAUCGGCGGCCUGCAAGACCAACCUGCCCUCCAACACUGCAUUCCGAGGGUUCGGUGUGCCCCAGUGCAUGCUGGUCGUUGAGAGUAUGAUCGAUGAUGUUGCACUCAAACUCGGCCGUCUGCCUGAAGAGAUCAGGGAGAUCAACAUGUACAAGGAAGUGUCCCUCACUCACUACAAGAUGGAGUUUGACCCAGAGAAUCUUGUCCGCUGUUGGAACGAGUGUAUGAAAAAAGCUGACUUCAGGCAGCGCCGGCAGGGCAUUGAUCUUUUUAAUCAGCAGAACCAGUUCAAAAAGAGAGGAAUCGCCAUUGUGCCCAUCAAAUAUGGCAUUGGGUUUGCUGAGGCCUUCCUCAACCAGGCUGCCGCUCUCGUGCAUAUUUAUAAGGAUGGGUCUGUGCUAGUGAGCCAUGGUGGGACGGAAAUGGGCCAAGGCAUACACACUAAAGUCUCACAGGUGGCAAGUCGAGAGCUGAAUAUUCCUACUUCUUUGAUCCACAUCUCUGAGACCAGCACACAAUGCGUCCCGAAUACCUGCCCAUCUGCUGCGUCCUUUGGUACCGACGCUAAUGGAAUGGCUGUGAAGGAUGCCUGUCAGAUACUAUACAACAGACUAGAACCAAUCAGAAAGAAGAAUCCUAAGGGAACAUGGCAGAACUGGAUAAUAACAGCAUUUUUGCAGAAGAUCAGUCUGUCAGCCACAGGAUACUACAGAGGCCACGAUCUAGACAUGGACUGGGAGAAGCAGGAAGGCAAGCCGUACGCUUACUUCACGUAUGCAGUGGGCUGCAGUGAGGUUGAGCUGGACUGUUUGACUGGAGAGUACAGGACCCUGAGGACUGAUAUUGUUGUUGAUAUCGGCAGAAGUAUAAAUCCAUCCAUUGACAUUGGUCAGAUUGAGGGAGCAUUCAUGCAGGGUCUGGGUCUCUACACCAUGGAGGAGCUCAAGUUUUCUCCGUCUGGUGUUCUGUACACACGUGGACCAAGCCAGUACAAGAUCCCAUCCUUCUGUGAUGUCCCUCUGAAGUUCAACGUCUACCUUUUAGCCGGCUCAUCCAACCCUCACGCCAUCUAUUCAUCAAAGGGAAUUGGAGAGCCGACUGUUUUUCUUGGCAGUUCUGUAUUCUUCGCUAUUAAAGACGCUGUGACUGCAGCUCGAAAAGAUGCAGGUUUAACAGGCCCCUUCCAGCUGAACAGCCCUGCCACCCCAGAGCGGGCAUGUCUGGCCUGUGCCACACACUUCACACAGAUGGUUGCACAAAGUGAAUCAACUUCUGGACCAGCUCAGCCGUGGGCUCUGAACAUAUGAAAACAUCAUCAUCAUCUUAUUACAUUUUAUUCUGAUUUAAAGCUAUUGAGUUGCUCUUAUUAAAUCACACAACAUUUAUGUAGACACAAGACAGUCACCUGAUUUAACAUCCAACUAUUAUCAGCUGUUUUCUGAACGAUAAGUAAUCUACAAAAAUAAAAUAAAAAUAAAAUAAAGAAGUUGCAUGCAAACAUGUCUCAAGAACAAUUUUUAGUUAUUCACGCUUAUUAAUAUAUUUUAAUUUCAUCUCACAUAAAUCAGUUCUCUUGACAUUUAGGCUUAGACUUAAACAGCUAUUAUAAUAAAUGUGAAUUAAUCUACAUCAUG
Cyprinus carpio (common carp) is the source of this 3522-nucleotide messenger RNA. Its product is annotated as aldehyde oxidase 3-like. Lineage: Eukaryota; Metazoa; Chordata; Actinopteri; Cypriniformes; Cyprinidae. Gene Ontology annotation, molecular function: iron ion binding; oxidoreductase activity; molybdopterin cofactor binding. The record is from RefSeq and is a predicted model, not a curated record.